This is a messenger RNA of Myotis brandtii (Brandt's bat), 1906 nucleotides long. It is a transcript of the gene APLF, whose product is annotated as aprataxin and PNKP like factor. Lineage: Eukaryota; Metazoa; Chordata; Mammalia; Chiroptera; Vespertilionidae. Gene Ontology annotation, molecular function: protein binding; DNA-(apurinic or apyrimidinic site) endonuclease activity; 3'-5' exonuclease activity. Bases 17 to 1447 code for a protein of 476 amino acids. Gene Ontology annotation, cellular component: site of double-strand break; nucleus. The transcript has 10 exons. Gene Ontology annotation, biological process: double-strand break repair. The record is from RefSeq and is a predicted model, not a curated record.
GCUUCUGUUUUUUAAAAUGAUAACAGACAAGAGAGUGUCCAGAAGACAUGCGAUUCUUGAGGUGGUGGGUGGUCAGCUUCGAAUCAAACCGAUACACACAAGUCCAUGUUUUUAUCAGUCUUCUGAGAAGAGCCAGCUCUUACCAUUAAAGACAAAUCUAUGGCACUGGUUGAACCCUGGAGAUAGUUUUUCUUUGUUUGUUGACAAAUACAUUUUCCGUGUUUUCUCUACGUAUUCUGAAACAGAAUUGGAAUGUACUUUAAGAAAUAGUCAAAUGCUUGAUGAAGAUGAAAUAUUGAAUGAAACACCAGAAUCAUCCUUGGUUAAUUUGCCUGAUGAGACGACUGGUGCCCCACAGCUGGAAGGAAGCACAGGAAUAGCGACGACCCAGACUUCUACCACAAAUAGUGUGUCUUUCGCAGGUGAAUGCUCAAGCAUCAGUAAGCAGCAGUCCAACCCCGCCCAGAGGAAGAGAAUCCUUCCAGCGUGGAUGUUAACAGAUCUGGGUGAUCAAAACCUCCCAGCACCAGUGACCAGUGGAAAUAAUGUAAACCAGAAAAGUGGAAGAGAAGGAAUCUGCAAAAAUAAAACCCAAGAAAACAUAACACAGCAAGGAAGAAAGCGAUUGAUUUCACCAGGAAGCUCACAAAGUACAUCUGCAGAGCAAGACACAGGGAAAAAGUGCAGAAAUGCUGAUCAGGAAGAGUUUGUCAUUUCAUCCAAGGAAAUGCCACAAACAGUUUCUGCAGUCACAUUAAGUAACACAGAUGUGAGUAAUAAGAAGACUAAUGCACUGAGAAAUGAAAUCCCAACAGAGGAACUUGGUAAGGUUUCUGAAGAUGAAAUCAUCACUAAAGGAACACGAAAUAAAAAAGAGACAGUGAGCUGUUCUGAGAGUUGUUCGAGUGCCCAAGGCAAGUCUUCCCAUGGGGAGUCUCAAGGAUCUUGUCCUGGGCCUAGCUCUGAUCCCUCCAACCCUGCAACUCUGCAUGCAAAAGCAGCUGAUCCAGUUCUACAAGGUCCUGAAGAAAACAAGGUCAAGAGAACAUCCUGCAUGUAUGGGGCAAACUGCUACAGGAAGAAUCCUGUCCAUUUCCAACAUUUCAGUCACCCUGGUGAUAAUGAUUAUGGAGGCGUACAAGUCAUGUGCCAAGAUCUAGCUGAUGACCGGCCUGAAUGCCCUUAUGGAGAAUCUUGUUAUAGAAAGAAUCCUCAGCACAAGAUAGAAUAUAGACAUAGUACACCUCCAAUCCGAAACACUGUGGAUGACGACAAAGGGCAACCCAAUGAGUACGACCUGAAUGACAGCUUUCUAGAUGACGAAGAAGAAGAGUAUGAGCCCACGGAUGAAGAUUCUGACUGGGAACCCGGAAAGGAGGACGAAGAGAAGGAAGAUAUGGAAGAGCUUUUGAAAGAAGCAAAGACAUUUAUGAAAAGAAAAAAGUAACUUGGUUAUGCAAUAAUACAUAGCUCACAUUUACUAUUUCUUUAUGGAAAAAUAUUCAGAAACUAAGGAGGCACUUAAGCAAUAAUUGUUUUCCUUUUUAUAGUGAUGACUUUACUAUUGACUAUUGACUCUUUGCAAAUGAAACAUUGAAAUGUCAACCUUCAGUGUAGUCUAUGGAAUUUUUUUUGUUGCUUUGCUUUUUCUAUUCUAUUUAAAGCAUCUAGAAGUGGAAAGUAGACAGAAUUAAAGACAAGUAAUUGAUAUUUUUCACGUGCUUUGUCUGCUGGUUAUAAAAAGUAAAAAAACCAUAGGUUGCACAAAACUUUGGUCUUUUUUUCUAUUUUCCAAAGAUUCUGUCUUUAUAGAAUACUGUGCAGGUAUGACCCGGCAAAUUACAUCAUGGGUGGAAAAGCAUGCCUCUUUCAUUGCUAUUGAAGUAAUUCUUCAAGCAGAACAGGC